Messenger RNA from Etheostoma spectabile (orangethroat darter), 2305 nucleotides. RefSeq names its product actin related protein 10 (gene actr10). NCBI's taxonomy places the organism in Eukaryota, Metazoa, Chordata, Actinopteri, Perciformes, Percidae. The record is from RefSeq and is a predicted model, not a curated record. The transcript is spliced from 13 exons. The coding region runs from base 138 to 1391 and encodes 417 amino acids.
GUGACGUCAUCGCGUUUCUGACGCCCCAACCCAGCCCAACCGGAAGACAACAGUUUUUGUCCAUCCUUUUGGAUCAAUGCGAUGCAAAUUGGCUGCUGUCAAAGCUAAGCGCCGACUUUCUUUAUUCAAGUAAUAAAAUGCCCUUAUUUGAUGGGUUGGGAAGUGGGGGAGAGAAGACUGCGAUCGUUAUAGACUUAGGAGCAGCGUACACAAAAUGCGGCUUUGCAGGGGAAACGGGGCCCAGGUUCAUAAUUCCGAGCGAGAUCCGGAAACCGGGACAGCAGCAGGCCAUCAAAGUGGUUCAGUACAACAUCAAUACAGAAGAGCUUUAUGUCGUCCUCAAAGAGUUUAUCCAUUUACUGUACUUCAGGCACCUGCUAGUGAACCCCCGCGACAGAAGGGUGGUCAUCAUCGAGUCCAUCCUCUGCCCGUCUCACUUCAGGGAGACACUCACCAAGGUUUUCUUUAAACAGUUUGAGGUGCCCUCUGUGUUGUUUGCUCCGAGCCACCUCAUGGCCAUCAUGACGUUGGGAAUCAACUCGGCUCUGGUGAUGGACUGCGGCCACACAGAGACGCUGGUGCUACCUGUUUAUGAGUGCACUCCUAUUCUUCCAGCUUGGGAGGCUUUGCCUUUGGGAGGGAAAGCCAUUCAUAAAGAAUUAGACGGACUUCUUGUGGAACAGUGCACUGUGGACACUGACACCACCACUGGGCAGAGUGUACCAGCUGCCAUUGGGACCAUCCCAGAGGAGACUGUGGAGGACAUCAAGGUCAGAACAUGCUUUGUCAGUGACCUGCAAAGAGGCCUCCAGAUCCAGGAAGCCAAAUUUAACCUGGAUGGUGCAGCUGAACGUCCAGCCCCGCCUCCAGAUGUUGAUUACCCUCUGGAUGGGGAGAAAAUCUUGCACGUCAAAGGAUCAAUCAGGGACUCUGUGAUGGAGAUCCUGUUUGAGCAGGACAAUGAAGAGAAGAGUGUCGCCACCCUGAUACUUGAUGCUCUGGUCAAGUGCCCCAUUGACACCCGUAAGGUGCUCUCAGAGAACCUGGUGGUGAUCGGCGGCACGGCCAUGCUGCCGGGUUUCCUGCACCGCCUGCUGGCCGAGCUACGCCUCCUUGUGGAGAAACCCAAGUACAGCAACGUGCUGGCCAGCAAGAGCUUACGUUUACACGCUCCGCCUGCCAAGCCCAACUGCACCGCCUGGCUCGGAGGUGCUAUCUUUGGGGCGCUGCAGGAUAUCCUGGGCAGCAGGUCCGUGUCACGAGACUACUACAACCAGACAGGCCGCAUCCCAGACUGGUGCUGCUUGAGCUCCCCUCCUCCCGAGUCCCUCUACGAAGCAGGGAAGACGCCUCCCCCCCUCAUGAAGAGAGCCUUCUCCACAGAGAAAUAGAAUGAUCUGUAACGUACUCUCCUUUACUCCACCUGAUAAAACAGUUCAGUAAUCUUAAACGUCACAUCUCAACUCAAGUCUUGUUAAUGUGUCUCUACAUCAAGCAUACCGCUCUAGAUGUUUUUAAUGUCUAGUAGUCACACGCACGUUUUUGUAUGAAGAGAUUGUUUGAUGAUCGGCUGAGCUGGUGUCUGACCUCCCCAGUAAGAACCGAUUUUGGGAUUUUAGCCGUUUACGUUGAUAUUCUACAAGUGUUAGAAUUUCAAACAGGUCCUGUGCUACACGCAGCCGUGUCUUCGGUUUUAUUUUACGUCUCACUGAGGAAGACUGAACUUGUACGUCUCCUAUUUCUGCAUUUUGUUGGCAUUAAGACUGAAAAACCCACUGUGUUCAGCAGACAUGUUUCCAAUGAUUACCAAGUUGUGCUUUAGUAAUCCUUUUCCCAGCAAAACUGCAGAAAAUGUAACUGUUUUCUCGUGGGAUGGUUGAUAAAGUGUGGACAACUGCCUGUGUUUUUGACGGUAAUGUCCCAUGGAAGUCUUUCCAAAAAGAAAGAAAGUUAAACUUAUUUAUUGUUUGGAUCUCAGUGUAAAAUGGUUGUUGAACUCAUUAAAGGACCUGCACACACCCAAAGGUGUUUUCAGUUAUUUCAUGUUAAAAUGGGGAGGCGGUAUCCUGGGAGAUACUAAGUCCUCCCACCCUUAAGACGUGGUAGCACAUGCAACGGGACGGUCAGGGACAUGUGGAUUAGAUCCGAACACAUCCAAUAUGAGCAGUGUCUAGUCAAGCUAGAUAAUUGAAAUCACCUGUGUGUGUGAUGUAGUUGUGUGUGUUAAACCAUCUUCCAAACAAUGCCAUCUUGCUCUGUAACUUUUAUAUCCAACUAUUGCAACAAUUAAAUAUUUAGAAUUCAA